Molecule: messenger RNA, 702 nt
Organism: Selaginella moellendorffii
Lineage: Eukaryota; Viridiplantae; Streptophyta; Lycopodiopsida; Selaginellales; Selaginellaceae
Product: ethylene-responsive transcription factor ERF112-like
Exons: 1
Coding region: 1-702 (233 amino acids)
Biological process (GO): ethylene-activated signaling pathway; regulation of DNA-templated transcription
Molecular function (GO): DNA binding; DNA-binding transcription factor activity
Source: RefSeq, a predicted model, not a curated record
AUGGAGAAUUCCGCCGCAGCAGUCGAUGACAUUGAUCAUCGCGAGCUCGUCGAGCAUUAUCAGGAUCAUGGCGAUGUCACGAGAGAAGGAAAGGAGGAGGCCGCAGAGCAGCUGCCGGAGCUGCAACGCCUGGAAUCGUGCGAGCAGUGGUACUUCGACAAGGAAUUCGAGUGCUCGUCAUUCUCGGCGCCAUCCCCUGUUCACGAGCUUCUUGGAUUGGACGACGCGCCAACAGGUGAAUUCAAACUUCCUCUCCCAUGCUUUCCGCUCAAUGAUCCUCCCUCCGCAGAGGCGGUCGAGAGCGAGCCGCCCAAACGCCGGCGAUCCUUCAGCGAUUACAGCCAUGGCAGCUCGCGAGCGCGACAGGGCAUGGAUCGGGAGCCCAGGCGCUACCGCGGCGUGAGAAAGAGGGGCGAGAGGUGGGCGGCGGAGAUACGCAACCCCCAUGCCCGCGCGAGAGUGUGGCUUGGAACGUAUGACAACGCCGAGGAAGCCGCAAGGGCAUACGAUCGAGCGGCGGUGGGAUUCAAGGGAAUUCGCGCGCAUCUAAACUUCCCCGAUGACCCCAGGGAGGAAUUUGAGAUGUUCCCGCAGCCCCGAGAUCGAGCAAGCGAGGAGAUGAAUAUGCCGCCGUUGCAGGGGAUAUCUCCCACCACAAUGGCACAGUUCCAGACGUGGAGUCCCUCGGAAUAUCUGGUCUAG